AUGGCCUCUAGAGCGAGAAUUCAGCCCCUCUUCCGGGCAGCUGCCCGGAGGCAGACGCUUUUGAACACCGGCAGCCGGCACGCGAUGCGGCAGGUUUCGGCCCCGGUUGUCACCGCCGCCGCCCGAUGCAUGUCCACUACGGGCACAAGGCCCUCAAAGGAGGCUGGCUUGAAGGAGAUUAAGCUCACAGCCAACGCGUACCCUGACAUCAAGCGGGACUCCCGUUUCGCUGAGGUGACAGAUGCGCACGUCGCCUACUUCAAGGACCUCUUAGGCUCUUCUGGUGUCAUUGACGGUGUAACGACGGACGCGGCUGAUGACCUUACUGCUUUCAACGAGGACUGGCUGCGCAAGUACCGUGGCCAGUCGCAGCUUGUCCUGAAGCCCGCAUCAACAGAUGAGGUCAGCAAGAUUCUCAAAUACUGCAACGAGCACAAGCUCGCCGUCGUGCCUCAGGGCGGCAACACCGGUCUUGUCGGCGGCUCUGUCCCCGUCUUUGAUGAGAUUGUCAUCAACAUGAGCCGCAUGAACCAGAUCCGCUCAUUUGACGACGUCAGCGGUACCCUCGUCGUCGACGCUGGUGUUAUCCUCGAGGUUGCUGACCAGUUCCUGGCCGAGAAGGGCUACAUCUUCCCCCUCGACCUUGGCGCUAAGGGUUCCUGCCACGUCGGCGGCAAUGUCGCCACCAAUGCCGGCGGUCUGCGUCUGCUUCGUUACGGCAGCCUCCACGGCAACGUGCUCGGUCUCGAGGCGGUGCUUCCUGAUGGCACCAUUGUCGAUGACCUCUGCACUUUGCGCAAGAACAACACUGGUUACGACUUGAAGCAGCUCUUCAUUGGUGGUGAAGGUACUAUUGGUAUCAUCACCAAGGUCUCCAUCAUCUGCCCGCAGCGCUCUCAGGCCGUCAACGUCGCCUUCUUUGGCCUCGAGUCGUACGAGAAGGCUCAGCAGGCUUUCAAGUCCGCCAAGGGUCAACUCGGAGAGAUUCUCUCCGCCUUCGAGCUGAUGGACGGCCGCAGCCAGGAUCUUGUCCAUGCUGUGCGCCAAAACAAACGCCCUCUCGAGGGAGACCACCCGUUCUACUGUCUGGUCGAGACGAGCGGUUCCAACGGUGACCACGACUACGAGAAGCUUGAGAAGUUCCUCGAGGACGUCAUGUCUAACGAGAUCGUCUCGGACGGUGUGCUAGCGCAGGACGAGACGCAGAUCAAGGCGCUCUGGGGUUGGCGCGAGGGCAUCCCCGAGUGUCUGGGUCACUGGGGCGGCACCUACAAGUACGACGUUUCGAUUCCGCUCAAGGACCUCUACCAGCUCGUUGAUGACACCAAGGCCAAGAUGGAAGCGGCUGGUCUUGUCGGUGACACGGAUGAGUUCCCCGCUGUGGGUGUCGUUGGCUACGGCCAUAUGGGUGACGCUAACCUCCAUCUCAACGUCGCUGUCAGACGAUACGACCCCCGUAUCGAGAAGGUCCUCGAGCCGUUUGUCUACGAGUGGAUCCAGGAGCGUAACGGCAGCAUCAGCGCCGAGCACGGCUUGGGUGUGGCGAAGAAGAAGUUCGUCGGCUACAGCCGAAGCGAGAGCAUGGUUGGCCUGAUGAAGCAAAUCAAGAAUCUCUACGACCCGAACGGCAUCAUGAACCCCUACAAAUACGUCUGA
Messenger RNA from Colletotrichum truncatum, 1656 nucleotides. Its product is annotated as actin interacting protein 2. The record is from RefSeq and is a predicted model, not a curated record. Gene Ontology annotation, cellular component: mitochondrion. NCBI's taxonomy places the organism in Eukaryota, Fungi, Ascomycota, Sordariomycetes, Glomerellales, Glomerellaceae. Gene Ontology annotation, molecular function: FAD binding; catalytic activity.